AUGGUUAAAUUUAUUUUAUUCGUUUUAGCCUUAGUUGCUGUUACACAAGGUCGUGUGGUCAAUAAUUUAACUUCGAGGAUCGUCAAUGGCACAAGUGCAAAGCUCGGAGAACUUCCUUUUCAAGCCUCGUUGCAAAGAGGUGGACGGGCCUACUGUGGUGGAUCCGUAAUAAACGAAUAUUACGUUGUAACAGCCGCCCACUGUCUCGCCAGGAAACAAGCUUCAAGCUUAACAGUUAUUGUUGGGACUAUCAACUGGCAGAAACCAGGUUACGUGCACCAAGUUGAAAAAAUAAUUGUCCAUAGCAAAUUCACUUCUAAAGGCUCUUUCGAAAAUGACAUUGGUUUGGUAGAAGUUAAGACUCCCUUUCAGUUUUCGUUUAUUCUUCAACCAGUUCUGCUGCCAACGCUCGACGAAGAAGUAGCUACUAACAGUAUUGCUAUUGUUUCCGGAUGGGGUCGACUUGGUGGGAAAGUGUUGAAACAGCCAGACAAUCUUCAAAAAGCUGAGAUUUUCAUCAUUGAACCAGAAAGUUGUCAAAGUGUCAUGACAGAAAUUAUUCAUCCAACGCAGUUAUGCGCCAACGAUCCGACAGCAAGAAGAGGACAAUGCUCGGGGGACUCCGGUGGGCCGCUCUCGAUCGAUGGAAAGCUCGUGGGAAUCGUAUCAUGGUCCAUCAAGGACCCGUACUGCGCGAGCACCACAUAUCCUGGUAUUUACACUCGCGUGUCCAAGUACGUCGAUUGGAUCAACGAAAACGCAGUUCACCCGGACUAAUAAAAAAUUUGUAACGUUUAUGCCUCGUUCAGCAAGUGUACUUCAUAAUACGUA
Molecule: messenger RNA, 831 nt
Organism: Copidosoma floridanum
Lineage: Eukaryota; Metazoa; Arthropoda; Insecta; Hymenoptera; Encyrtidae
Product: trypsin-1-like
Biological process (GO): proteolysis
Molecular function (GO): serine-type endopeptidase activity
Source: RefSeq, a predicted model, not a curated record